AUGAAUUCGAAUAAUACCAAUGCCAACAGUGAUAGUUUCGACUAUAUAUUACAAUUGACCAAAGUACUAACUGCGGAAUGUCGUGCCAGUAGGCAGGAGACGGAUAAGAUUGAAUUGAAUUUACAAAGAAUCGCCAAACAAGUUGGAUUAUCAUACGAACAGUUAACUAAUAAAGUGAAUCAAGAGGUACAAGAACGUUAUUCCGAGACCAUUAAUGAAACGGCUAAGGAUGAGAAGGAGAGGUUGAUCAUAGAGAACUACCAACUAAUAUAUCAAAUUGAACAAGCAGAAUAUUUAAAGAAACGAGUUUGGAAUUUAAUUAAGAAUAUUAACGACCAUAUCUUAUCCAUCAAGAAUUUCAUCACUCAACAACGAAUGAACAGUUUACAAGACUUUGAUAAUUUCAUGUUUGACAAUUUUGAGAAUGUGGAAAGACAAUUGGAUGACAAUAUAGUUAACCUUGAUGAAUCCAAUGAUAUUACAAAGGAAAAUAUAGCCUUAGCGUUAGAGAAAUUACAAAAGACGAUGGACGGCAUUGAUUGGACAAUGGUCCCCAGAGAUUCUCAUCAUAUACAGAGUUUGAAGAGGAAACUGGAGUCAUUUGAACAGUUGUAUGGUAUAUCGCUUAAUAAAUCGUUUUAA
Naumovozyma castellii is the source of this 642-nucleotide messenger RNA. RefSeq names its product Far3p (gene FAR3). NCBI's taxonomy places the organism in Eukaryota, Fungi, Ascomycota, Saccharomycetes, Saccharomycetales, Saccharomycetaceae. The record is from RefSeq and is a predicted model, not a curated record. The coding region runs from base 1 to 642 and encodes 213 amino acids. The transcript has a single exon.